Dipodomys ordii (Ord's kangaroo rat) is the source of this 3273-nucleotide messenger RNA. RefSeq names its product desmoglein 1 (gene Dsg1). Gene Ontology annotation, cellular component: plasma membrane; desmosome. Lineage: Eukaryota; Metazoa; Chordata; Mammalia; Rodentia; Heteromyidae. The transcript has 15 exons. The coding region runs from base 1 to 3273 and encodes 1090 amino acids. Gene Ontology annotation, biological process: homophilic cell-cell adhesion. Gene Ontology annotation, molecular function: gamma-catenin binding; calcium ion binding. The record is from RefSeq and is a predicted model, not a curated record.
AUGGACUGGCAAUCUCUCAGGGCAGCAGCAGUGCUGUUCGUUUUUCUGGUGGUGGCAGAAGUUAACAGUGAAUUUCGAAUCCAGGUAAGAGAUUAUAACACUAAAAAUGGCACCAUCAAGUGGCACUCCAUCAGAAGGCAAAAACGUGAAUGGAUCAAGUUUGCUGCGGCUUGUCGUGAAGGUGAAGACAACUCUAAGAGAAACCCAAUUGCCAAAAUUCACUCAGAUUGUGCUGCAAACCAGCCAGUCACCUACCGCAUCUCUGGAGUAGGAAUUGAUCAGCCACCUUAUGGAAUCUUCAUCAUUAACCAAAAAACCGGUGAAAUUAAUAUAACAUCCAUAGUUGACCGGGAAGUCACUCCUUUUUUCAUUAUCUACUGCCGUGCUCUGAAUGCACAGGGCCAAGACUUAGAGAGACCUCUUGAACUGAGAGUGAGAGUAAUGGACGUAAAUGACAACGCUCCAGUAUUUUCCAUGGAUACAUUCGUAGGACAAAUAGAAGAAAACUCUAAUGCAAAUACACUGGUGAUGAGACUCAAUGCUACUGAUGCAGAUGAACCAAACAAUUUGAACUCAAAAAUAGCCUUCAAGAUCAUAAGUCAGGAGCCUUCAGAUGCGCCAAUGUUCAUCAUCAACAGAUACACUGGAGAAAUUCGGACAAUGAAUAAUUUCAUAGACAGAGAACAAUAUGCUCAGUAUUCUCUUGCUGUAAGAGGCUCAGAUCGAGACGGCGGGGCAGAUGGCAUGUCAGCAGAGUGUGAAUGCAACAUUAAAAUCCUUGACGUCAAUGAUAACAUCCCCUACAUGGAACGGCCUUCUUAUGCCAUAAGUAUUGAAGAAAAUGCUCUACAUUCAGAGUUGCUCCAGAUUAGAGUAAUUGAUUUGGAUGAGGAGUACACAGCAAACUGGAUAGCAGUAAUUUUCUUUAUCUCUGGAAAUGAAGGAGGUUGGUUUGAUAUAGAAAUGAAUGAAAGAACAAAUGUAGGAAUUCUAAAGGUCGUUAAGCCCCUAGACUAUGAAGCUAUGCAGAGUCUACAACUUAGCAUCGGUGUUAGAAAUAAAGCUGAAUUUCAUCAUUCAAUUAUGUCUCAGUAUAAACUCACAGCAACUGCAGUCUCUGUGACUGUGACCAAUGUAAUUGAAGGCUCAGUGUUCCGCCCAGGUUCAAAGACAUAUGUAGUGACCAGCAAUAUGGGAGAUAACUACAAGGUUGGAGACUUUGUAGCUACUGACUUGGACACAGGUCGCCCUUCAACAACUGUUAGAUAUGUAAUGGGAAAUAAUCCAGCUGGCCUGCUGGCUGUUGAUUCAAGAACAGGUGUAAUCACAUUGAGAAAUAGAGUAACCAUGGAACAGUAUGAAAGGCUUCAGGGAAGAUAUGAAGGAACCAUUCUGUCCAUAGAUGAUUCUCUUCAAAGAACUUGCACUGGUACAGUUGUUAUUGACCUUAAUGGUUCUGGCUGGGCCAGUGGGCAAAGUAAUUCACAGACCAAUACAAACACCCCUAGUACGAAUAACCAGGCCGGAGGAGGAGAAACCGGAGGAGGAGAAACUACCGGAGGAGGAGGCAACAGGGGCGAUGUCACCACAAAUGAGAACGACGUUACUCCCUCUGAUGACUCUUACAAUGAGCCAAAUGAUAAUAAUAAUGGAAAUAGUUACGAAACUAACACUGGUUCUUACCAAGGUGAAGGUGGUCUCUCAGAUAAUGUACAUUUUGGUCCUGCUGGCAUUGGGCUACUCAUCAUGGGCUUCUUAGUCCUAGGCUUGGUCCCGUUCUUACUGAUCUGCUGCGACUGUGGGGGUGCCCCUGGGGGUGGAGUUGGCUUUGAGCCUGUUCCUGAAUGUUCUGAUGGAGCAAUUCAUUCAUGGGCGGUAGAAGGCCCACAGCCUGAACCCCAUGAUAUAGCCACUAUCUGUGUGCCACCAAUGCUACCUGGCAAUGGGAACAUAGUAGAAUGCAUUGACAACUCAGGAGUUUAUACCAAUGAGUACUGUGGCAGAGAAAUGCAAGAUAUGGGAGGAGAAGAAAGAACAACAGGAUUUGAACUAAUGGAUGGAGUUAAAACAUCAGCUGCACCUGAGAUAUGUCAAGAAUAUUCUGGAACAUUAAGAAGAAAUUCUAUGAGAGAAUGUAGAGAUGGAGGUCUGAAUAUGAAUUUCAUGGAAAGUUACUUCUGUCAGAAAGCAUACGCUUAUGCGGAUGAAGAUGAAGCCCGCCCAUGCAAUGACUGUUUACUGAUCUAUGACACUGAAGGUGCAGGGUCUCCAGCUGGCUCUGUGGGUUGCUGUAGUUUCAUUGGAGAAGACUUGGAUGAAAACUUCCUGGAUACGCUGGGGCCUAAAUUUAAGAAGUUGGCAGAUAUCAGCUUGGGGAAAGAAAUCGAAUCCUAUCCAGACCCUGACCCUUCUUGGCCACCUCUGAACACUGAACCUAUUAUCCCUCAGCAAACAGAGCCCAUUGCUACUGGACACCCACCAAUCUCCCCACAUUAUGGUACGACCACCGUAAUUUCUGAGAGCACUUAUCCCCGGGGCCCUGGUGUACAGCACCCUACACCUAUUUCUGAUCCUCUGAGCUAUGGCAAUGUCACUGUGACUGAGUCUUACACUACCUCGGGCACUCUGAAGCCCUCUGUCCACCUUCAUGAUAACCGUCAUGCGUCGAAUGUGGUGGUGACGGAAAGAGUGGUAGGCCCCAUCUCUGGCACUGAUUUGCACGGAAUUUUAGAUAUGCCUGACUUGAGAGAUGGAUCCAAUGUUAUAGUGACAGAAAGGGUAAUAGCACCAGGUUCGAGUCUACCCACUUCUUUUACAAUCCCUAAUUCCAGAGAGUCUUCAAAUGUGGUAGUCACAGAAAGAGUCAUCCAACCAACUUCUGGCAUGAUGGGCAGUCUGAGUAUGCACCCUGAGUUGUCAAAUGCCCACAAUGUAAUAGUGACAGAGAGAGUUGUGUCUGGGGCUGGCAUAAGUGGAAUUAGUGGCGCGGCUGGGAUGAGUGGAGGUGGGAACCUAUGCACCAGUGGCUUAAUGAGCACCAGCCUGGGUGCCAGUGGUGGGGGGUUGAGUGGAACUGGGGUAAGUGGUGGUGGUAUUGCACUGAGCAACCUGGGUGGAGGUGGAGGCCUGAGUAGCAGCAUGGGAGGCACAGCCACCAUUGGCAAUAUGAGUUCCUCUGAUCAUCAUUUUAGCCAGACCAUGGGAUCUGCCUCUCCGAGCAUGGCUAGAAGUCGAAUCACAAAGUAUAGCACAGUACAAUACAGUAAGCAAUAA